Molecule: messenger RNA, 3405 nt
Organism: Adineta ricciae
Lineage: Eukaryota; Metazoa; Rotifera; Eurotatoria; Adinetida; Adinetidae
Source: the annotation of a GenBank genome assembly
AUGGUUUUUACCGCAAUCGUUACUACGCUCCUCUGCUCAUUACCGCCAUCCUUGUCAAACGUGAUCACCACCCAAACCAGUUCAAUCAUCACAACAAACACGGUCGAACAAGAACAAUUUAACUAUGAAAUUGUCAUUCCCCGAUCGAUACGAUCUUCAAGAUCAAUCUCAUUUCUACCUGAUUGGAAAGCUCGUCUCAGAGAUAAACAACAAAAUCGUCAAAAACGUGCUCAGACCUCGUUCCAUGAUCAGCUAAAUGCAACUUUGUACUAUCGUAUCUAUGGUUUCAAUCAAACCUUUGAUUUAAGUUUAAUCGAAGACGAAGCAUUUCUCGCACCAUCGUUUGUUACUCAACAUUACAGUGAAAAUCGAACAUGGUUAACAAGAGAUAUUGAACAUUGUUUCUAUAAAGGUCAUAUCAAUCAAAAUCCUUUGUCAACCGUAUCGAUCAGUUUAUGUCACGGUUUGUUAGGUACAUUUAUUUACAAUGACGUAGAAUAUUUCAUUGAGCCUAAGCGUCAGGAGAAUGAAACGAAAUGGAAUUUUGAACAUCUGUUUUACACACAUAAAGAAUCCAUAGAGUCAAUCACGGAUGGCGCGCAAACAGUACGAUGUCCUGUUGACGGUGUUCCUUAUUUCGAAAAAGACAAAUCUUAUCCUCACUAUGAACGGAGCCACAAGCAACGAUUGCAAAACUCUUUUCCUCAACUCCCUGCUUCUGUUGAAGAUGAUUUGGCACAUUCUUCUUACAAGACAAAUCAUUUCAAACGUCGAGCUAAACGUCAAACUGAACUGGAUCCUACUGCCAAACAUGUGGAAGUAUCAUACUUGUAUUCGGACGCCAGCAUCGGAAAUAAUAUUAAGAUAUGGCUCGUCAAAUUAGUCGAUCUGGAUGCCGCAUUUACUAGAUAUAUAACAUCAAGUGAUGAUGCCGCGGACAUCUUAGGUACAUUUUGCAAAUGGCAGAAAGAUUACAAUGAUGCGGAUACGUACGAUACCGCUGUUCUUCUCACAAGAACGCCUCUAUGCAAUAAACGAGCCAAAAAUGUAACUGAUAGUAAAUGUGACACAUUAGGAUUAACCGAAUUAGGUACAUUGUGUAAUAAAACAUCGAAAUGUGCUGUCGUACGUGAUAAUGGAUUUGCUACUGCAUUUACAAUUGCUCAUGAAAUUGCUCACUUAUUCGGUAUUCGACAUGAUAAUGACAAAGCAUGCUUAGAUCACACCAAAGAACAGAAUAUCAUGGCAACAUCGCUCACAUUCAAUCACAAUCACUACAAGUGGUCGAAUUGCAGUCGACACUAUUUCACUCAAUAUCUCGAAUCGGAUCGAUAUCAAUGUUUGAACAAUGUACCCGAUUACAAAUCUGCAACAUGGAAAGAUUUGAAUGCUGAGCAAGCAGCACGUCAAUUACCCGGUCGUUUCAGUGAUCUUGAUGCUCAAUGUCGUCGAGCAUUCGGUGUGACUUUUGAAUACUGUCGGGAUUUAAGUCAUGGGCCGAAAUGUCAUCGUUUAUACUGUCGAGAGAGACUCUCAAAUUUGGCAUCGUGUAUAACAAAUCAUGCUCAUUGGUCUGAUGGCACGCAAUGUUCAGUGUCACAUACAGAAAUCAAAAGAUGUUUUCGUGGUGAUUGUCGAAGCACACGUGAGCUUCAAUCAAUCGAUGGAAAUUGGGGAGACUGGUCGCCGUGGUCACCCUGUACUCGUACAUGUGGCAGCGCUGUACAAAAAUCGCAGCGUUAUUGUGAUAGUCCAAAACCAGAGAAUGGCGGAAAGUAUUGCUCGGGUACAUCAACUCGGAUACGAUCAUGUGAAGACAAUCCACCUUGUAAAGAUCCUGUGGAUAUGUUUCGUUUACGUCAAUGUUCAGUUUUUAACAAUCGCACUAUUGAUCCUUCAUUGCCAUUUGGUACCAGAUUUGAGCCGAAAUACAAUGUUUUGGCUAGUGAAAGAUGCAAAUUAAUCUGCAAAGUAUCGGACGAUCGUCUCGAGCGAUCAUUUGUCCUUGGCGAUCGCGUGGAGGACGGCACUCCCUGUGGACGAGAAGAAGAAACAAGAGAUAUUUGCAUCAAUGGUGUCUGCAUGCCGAUGGGUUGUGAUCAGAAAUAUGGAUCAAACGCAACAGAAGAUGUUUGCGGAGUUUGUAAUGGACAAAAUCGUACUUGUAAAUUAUCGAGUGGACAAAAACGAGUGUCAGACUUCGGAAUUACCAAUAUCGUGGAUAUUCCUGUCAAUACAACACGUGUUCAUGUUGUGCAAAUAUCGUCGGGCAAUGAUCGUUACUAUUUAGCGGUAAAACACGUCAAUGGAACGUAUGUUUUGAAUGGAAUACAUAGUCUUCAAUUAUACAAUGUUAAAAUUCGUAUUGGAACUGCAACACUUUCGUAUACAGGAUCAGAUUCCGGAAAUGAAACGGUUAUCAUAACGGGUCGUUUGAAAGUUCCAUUAGAAAUUCAAGUGAUAUCAAUAUACCAAGCGGGCGCUCCGGCUACAUCGGUUAUUUGGGAGUAUUAUUCGCCAUUUGAUGAAACUGAUGUGUCACGACAAUAUGGCGAUCAAUCUUCGGAUUACUAUUGCGAUCGACCUUGUCAAGGCUAUAAACAAGUAGNGUGUAAUGUACCAUGUGGAGUUGGUGAACAGUAUCGAUCUGUUCGAUGUUUUGCUAUAUUUCGCAAUCGAACAAUUCCCGAUCGUUUUUGUCGACAUUUAUCACAACCUACUCGUGUACAACAAUGCUUUCAAGUCGCUUGCUCACCCAUGUGGACAACACACCCGUGGUCAUUGUGCACAUCCACAUGUGGUGCAGGUAUUGAAUAUCGAGGUAUAUCUUGUCAUGAAGUAAACAAUAAUGGAUAUCUAUUAAAAAACAAUUAUUCGAACAAAUGUGAUCCAUAUCGCGCACCAACAACUCGCAUUUCGUGUAAUAUGGGCGAUUGUGAAAGUCCAUACUUAUGGCAUGUAGAACCAUGGUCGAAAUGUUCAUCGGAUUGUAAUCGCGGUGAACAAACUCGACAGGUUUAUUGUAAAAAUCGUCAGUCAUCUCUACCGGUUAACGAUUUAUUUUGUACUCCUGGCAGACCUGUUACACGUAUUGAUUGUUAUGGAUUCUUAUUUGAUUAUAAUCAAAAUUACAUUUAUUCUAAUCUCAUGAAUUUCUCUGAUAUCUACCCGGUUUUGAUAAAAACCACAACAGCCCCUUUGACCCUUUCUAAUAUUUUCGAUGAUGAUGAUGAUGAUGAUGAUUUGAAACCGAAAGCGAAAUCCCAAUUUGGAUCAAUCGAUCUGAAUGACAAUAUAUAUCUCUUUGUUCUUUACUUAUUUUUCUUCAUACAUCACGCGUCUGCUCUUCAGAAACAAAUUCUUAUAAAAAUCCAGAUCUAUUUUCUAAAUCAUGGUGUCAUGUAA